AUGUCGUUGACCCUCACGCGCCACUGCGCGCGAUUGACAACACGGGCCGCAAGGCAUAACCUACUCUCGCUCAGAUGCGCGUCGACCGUGGCGCCGGAGCACUCUGAUGUGGUCAUCGUCGGAGGCGGGCCUGCGGGUCUCGCGCUUGCAAGCGCGUUAGCAUCCUGUAGGAAUGUGCGCGAGAAGCUGCGUAUAACACUCGUCGAGGCAGGGGACCUGUCCAAAGUCCGAGCCUGGACCCAGCCUGAGGGCUAUUCCAACCGCUGCGUUUCGUUGACGAACGAUUCGACACGGUUCCUUCGAGACAUCGGCGCGUACUCUCAUGUCGACGAGCAGCGUACUUGUCCUGUCGAGGAACUUCAGGUUUGGGAUGGCAUUUCGGACGCCAGGAUACAAUUCUCCGUCACUGACCUCUACAACGACGCGAGCGAGUGCGACUUGCAGGGUAUGUCCCGCAUCAUCGAGAACCUGAACCUGCAACGCGGACUCUUGCGCCAUCUCGACACUUUCCCCGACAUUCAGCUUUUGGAUAAGACGAAGGUGCAAACCAUCACCCCCGACGAGGGUGCUACCGGCAGCUGGCCGAUACUCCACCUCGACAAUGGACGCUCUAUCCGCGCCAGGCUCUUGAUUGGCGCCGACGGCAUGAACUCUCCCGUCCGCAACUUUGCUGGCAUUGACACCUUCGGCUGGUCGUACGACACCCAAGCCAUCGUCGCCACCCUCUUCCACCCCCCGCGCGGCGCAUACCAGCCCCCCAACACCACCGCAUAUCAGCGUUUCCUGCCCACUGGACCCAUCGCCUUCCUCCCACUCUCCCCCACCGCCUCCACCCUCGUCUGGUCCACCCGCCCCCACAUCGCUAGCGCGCUCACGAAAGGCGACCCCCAGGCCCUCGGGCAUAUGAUCAACGCGGCAUUCCGCUUGCCUGCUCUCUCGAUGGACUACCUGGCGACGCGCGUCGUGGAGGCGUUCAAUGCUGACACGCCGCUUACCGUAAACCAGAUCGCGGAGGAGAUUGCGUGGCGUGAGAGGUCGCAUGCAAUUGACCAGCACUCGGCGUUCUCGUCGGCGGUGGUGACGACUGAGGGGACUAUGCCGCCUGCGGACGCGGAGAUGGUGCCGCCGCCAGUGACGAGCAUACAGCCUGGCACCGUUGCAUCGUUCCCCUUGAUCUUCCGCCAUGCGCAGACUUACCUCGGCGAGGGUGCUGGAGCGCGCACUGUCUUGGUCGGCGACGCGGCCCAUCGCGUGCACCCCCUUGCUGGGCAGGGAUUAAACCUCGGGCUAGCAGAUGUUGCGUGCCUUGCGCGUGUCAUAGAACGCGCUGUCUCUGUUGGUGGCGAUAUUGGUUCCUAUACAUCCCUUCUCCCUUACGCGCAGGAGCGCUACUUUGAGAACCACAAGCUCAUGUCUGCCAUGGACAAGCUUCACAAGAUCUACACUACGGACCUCGCCCCUGUCGUCUGGGCGCGCUCGGUCGGUGUGGAGGUGCUAAACGAGCUGGACACCAUCAAGGCGGCGAUGAUGCUCUCAGCAGGUUCGUCGCCGAGGCCCAGGCCCACAGAGGCAAAUCCUGCGGCAACUGCGUGGGGUGUCGUGGCCUCGGGCUUGGAGAAUCUGAGUACGGCUGUUGGGGUGGCACGCACGCUAGGUGGUGGAAUCCCGGGAGUUGUAGCUACAGGUCUGCAGGGGGUGCUGAGGGGCUUCGGGCAGAAGCAGUAGCAUAUCUGAUUCAUUCCAUCUCAUCUCCCAGCAAACCUUGGAUAUCUUCCAUGCGCCAUCUGUGGCACCAACCCUCA
Molecule: messenger RNA, 1802 nt
Organism: Schizophyllum commune H4-8
Lineage: Eukaryota; Fungi; Basidiomycota; Agaricomycetes; Agaricales; Schizophyllaceae
Product: ubiquinone biosynthesis hydrox
Exons: 6
Coding region: 1-1725 (574 amino acids)
Biological process (GO): ubiquinone biosynthetic process
Cellular component (GO): mitochondrion
Molecular function (GO): oxidoreductase activity, acting on paired donors, with incorporation or reduction of molecular oxygen, NAD(P)H as one donor, and incorporation of one atom of oxygen; FAD binding; 2-octaprenyl-6-methoxyphenol hydroxylase activity
Source: RefSeq, a predicted model, not a curated record